Messenger RNA from Trichomycterus rosablanca, 3313 nucleotides. RefSeq lists its product as uncharacterized. The coding region runs from base 100 to 2343 and encodes 747 amino acids. Gene Ontology annotation, cellular component: nucleus. The record is from RefSeq and is a predicted model, not a curated record. The transcript is spliced from 7 exons. Gene Ontology annotation, molecular function: zinc ion binding; mRNA binding. Lineage: Eukaryota; Metazoa; Chordata; Actinopteri; Siluriformes; Trichomycteridae.
GGAUUAGAAGCAGCAGAUUUAAAACGACAACGGUUGACUUAAUUCCAUUGUGACGAAGGAAGUGUGUAUUUCAGACUCUUGUUUCACCAAGCAACAACAAUGGUAAAGAUCUUCGUUGGAAACCUGCCUUCACAGGCAGAGAAUGAAGAACUCAAGGGCUUAUUUGCCCAAUAUGGAACAGUCACAGAAUGCGCCAUCAUCAAGAAUUUUGCGUUUGUUCACAUGGAUGAUCGUAAAAAUGCCACCAAGGCGAUUCGCAACCUUCAUUUGUACAAGCUACAUGGCACCCCCAUUAAUGUUGAGGCUAGCACUGGCAAAAACCAGGGCCCAGUCAAGAUCCAUGUGGCUAAUGUGGAGAAAGGUGCUGAAGAUGAGCUCAGAGCACUGUUUGAAGAAUAUGGCACAGUAACUGAAUGUGCCAUUAUUAAAAACUUUGCAUUUGUACAUAUGGGUAACUCUGAUGAGGCCUCCGAUGCAAUAAAGGGCCUGGACAACUCUGAUUUCCAAGGCAAAAGGAUUCACGUUCAGAUUUCUAAGAGUCGACCAAGAGGAGGUGGUGAAGAUGACUACGAUUAUGGCUAUUGGCAACCCAGCUUCCCUGCAGAACCUAUGCCCCCAGGUCCACCUGGUUACCCCAGAGGCCGGUUUGGUCCACCUGUUGCCCACAGUUACCCUCCUGCUCCACCGCCACCUCCCAGACGCCCUCCUUUUCCAGGCGAACGGGAUAGUGGGGUAGUGGAUUAUUAUGAGAAAUAUCGUGCUCGUCCUUAUGGCAUGUCCUCAUAUGAAGAGGGCCGUCCUAUCCCACCUCCUCCUCCACCCCCUUCUGCCAUAAGAGAACGCAUGGCCCCCACCAGUCUUGACCCUUAUGACAGACGCCCUCCCCCUCCGCCCUCAUUUUAUCGUGAUCGUAGUCCCGUCGGCAGGGUUCCGGUGCCUCCUGCAGCACCUGCAGGAAAUGGCUAUUCAUAUGAGCGCCCUCGUCUCUCUGAUAGUUCUCGGAAUCCAAUGUAUGCUGUGCCUCGUUCCAGGGAUUCGUAUGGUGAACAUGUGCCUCCGCAACACUAUUCGGCCUCAGCUUCCACUUCAGUGAAACUCCAGCACAGGAAGCGCUGCUGCGACUGCUCGGCUAGUGGAGACGCCAUUUCGUUUGGCUUUCUAUUGGCGCUUGAUUUUGUGCGCGGUGUGUACGGAACAAAAAAAUCGACGGUAAAGAUGGUUAAGAUCUUUGUCGGCAACCUAGCACCUAGUACAACCAAGGAUGACAUACACAGUCUUUUCUCAAAUUACGGCCAAGUCAAGGAGUGUGACGUCCUGAGAAACUUCGGCUUUGUGCAUAUGGAUAGUCAAAAGGAGGCAGAGGAGGCUGUCUCUAAACUUCACCAGCAUGUACUGAAUGGGCAGUCCAUGAAUGUGGAGAUGAGUAAAGGAAAGCCCAAAGGUACCACCAAGCUGCAUGUAAGCAACAUCAGUGAAAAUUGCACCAAUCAGGAUCUGCAGGCCAAGUUUGAGGAGUUUGGCGCUGUCAUUGAGUGCGACAUUGUAAAGGAUUAUGCCUUUGUUCAUAUGGAGAAAAAAGAAGAUGCAGUGGACGCCAUUCGUGAGAUGGACAACUCUACCUUUCAAGGCAAGCUGAUAAACGUACAACUGUCCACCAGUCGCCUCCGCACCAUACCUGGCAUGGGAGACAUAACGGGCUGUUACGUCUGCGGUGAACAGGGUCAUUGGUCCAAAGACUGCAGACGCGGUCAGAACGGUAGCUAUGGUGGAAGUUAUGGUCCCAGGAGUUUUCCUAGAGCAGGGCCACCUUCUUACAGCAGUGUUGGCCCAGCAGGGUAUCCCUCUAGGAGCUAUCCAGCUGCUCUGCCUCAUGGCCCACCAAUGAGCCACAACCCCAGCUAUGUGAUUUCACGUGAUUAUGGCGCUGAAGCUCGGUACCUCAGCAAACCCAUGAGUGUCUAUCCUGAGAGGUCAGCUGCAUAUGAGCCUGACCGCUACAGCAGUGUUGAUUACUAUGAGAAGUAUCGUGCUCGGCCUUUCAGCUCUAGCUAUCUCGAGGAUCGGCGUGUCGCCAUUCCCCCUCCUCCCCCUAUCUCUUCUUCAACUCUUUCAAGGAUGCGUCUGGCUCCUUCCAGCCUUGACCCGUAUGACCGACGCGCUCUUCCGCAGCCGCCCUCCGCUGCCACUGCAUACUAUGCGCGGGACCGUAGCCCAAUCCGAAGAGUCGGUGCUGAUGCCUACUCGUACGAGCGGUCGCGGCUUUCCCCGGUUGCGAGGAGCACCGCGUUUGGCGUGUCGCGGGCCAGAGAUCCUGCUACCGAGCAAUCUCGAUACGAUUACUAAGCCGCGGGUUUGUCAAGGUGGUUGAAACAGCAGGACUUCUGUUAGCGAUCAUUCCCUCCUGUUCCUUUAUUCAGCUAAUCGUCUCUGGACACAGGAGUAAAAUGUUAAGAGGCUGGACUGAACUAGACCUUAUCAAGCAGCUUGUUUGGAUUAUAAAUGGCUGAAUUGAUUCAGUUGUUAAAGGUCCAUUCUGCGUAUCAUUUAAAUCCAUAGAGUUAGUAAAAGUGCAAGGUGGUAAACAUGUUCAUAUUCUUGCAUAUUUGAUAUUCAGUUUUUGCAGCAAUCCCUACCCCUAAGCAAAUGACACUUGCAGCUUUGUUAAAAGCUGAAAGUAAUCUAGUGGCGGAUUUUCUUUUGUGCGCCUUUUUAAAAUGAAAUUGCUUGCUAGGUUUUAUUUUUGAAAGUUUUUGUGAUUACAAGUCUGACAGUCUUUCUUAAUGUGACUGUGUUUUUGGGUCUUUUUGUUUCAGCUUUAUGGGGUAUUGCAAUCCAAAAUGAACAUUCCUGUUGCUAUAUUUGUUUAAAUAACACUACUCACCUGCAGGAAAUAUAGGCUAUAUUAUUUUAUAUAUGUAAACUUCAGUUAGUUUACUCUUUUAUACAGGGAUUUGGCCUGCUUUAAAGUCCACAUUAGAUCCAAAUUAGGAUCUGGGUCAAUCAUGAUUUAUUUUAAGUGCCCACUUGUUGUGAGAACCUGUUUUCUAUUGACAAGUGGCUGAAGAAUAUCAGGUAAUUGUUCCACAAGUCUGUGUUUGCCCAGAUUGUGACUCAUUAUACCAGUGUAUAAAGAAUAAAAAAGGCUAGAUGUAUGCUGACCAACUGUCACGUGGGUUCAGCUUACCUUGGAGACUGCUGGUGUGUGUGACUAGGGUGCCUUCAAAAGGUUUGUGAAAUUGAUGAGAAAUAAGUUUUUGGUUUUUCAGUUGUGAUGUGUCUUUUCUAAUAAACCAAGAUAUUUUUGGUGAACAAA